AUGGAGACUCGAAGCGUACUCUUCCUGGGCUGGGAGAGCGAUAUCGGCGACUCUCAUAGCGAUCCGGAGAGCGGCCGCGGUUGUUGUUGCCUCUCUCUGAAGAAUGGCUCUGACGUGGAAGCCGGUCCGACGAACCAAGACGACGAUGAGCGGGUUUGUAAGAGUGGAGAGUUCUUCUGUGAUGAUGGGCACUGUGUGUCCGUGCUGUUCCUCUGUGACGGGACAGACCACUGCAGCGACGGCAGCGACGAGAGGUCUUGUCCGAACUGCACCUCGGGCUUUCGCUGCGCCGCGUCGGGGUGGUGUCUGUCCCAACAGCAGCUGUGCGACGGACAGAGCGACUGUGAAGACGCCCGGGACGAGGAUCCGCUUCUUUGUGCGUCGCAGACCACUCCCUGUGCCGCCUCAGAGCUCCAGUGCAGAGACGGACGGUGCAUCCAUCACUCCUACAAAUGUGACAACACGAACGACUGCAGCGACGGCAGCGACGAGGAAGACUGUGAUGUGAACGAGUGUCUGUUGAAUAACGGCGGCUGCCCGUCUGUGUGUGUCUGCUUCCACUGCGAAUGCCCCAACAACACGAGGCAGAGGGGGGACGGCCACUGUGAGGAAAUGAACCCGUGUCUUGAAGCUGACGUGUGUGACCAGUUGUGUUCUUACUCAGAGGACCAUCUGAGCUGCAGGUGUCAGGAGGACUAUGAGGAGGACCAUCAGGAGGACCAUCAGGAGGGCACUGCUGCAGGGGCCUGCAGAGCUAAAGGUGACGCUGCUCAGCUGUUUUUUGCUGAUCUUGAAGGAGUGCAUUUCGCCGACAUCACUGACUUUGUGCCUAAAACGCUUCAGUCUUCACACGGACGGCGGCACAUGACCGUGUUGUCCUCCAAUAACACUGUGUUCUUGGCACAGCCGGGAUCCACGUCCAUUUACAGGUUGUUAUUUGACGGGGUGCGACAUGAGGCCCAGCUGUUGUUGAAAGCAGCCGGCCCCGUGCAUGGUCUGGCGGUGGACUGGACCCGGGGCCUGCUGCUGUGGUCCAGUGCAGACUCGGGCUCUCUUCACCUCAGUGUGAUUGACGGCUCAGUGCAGCGUGUGUUGUGGACUGGACUAGACUCGCCCAGGGCUGUGGCAGUGCACCCGGAACGAGGAGUGAUCUUCUGGGCAGAGUGUGGGAAGAAUCCUAAAAUCCAGAGGUCCACGUUGGACGGCCAGAAUCGGACCACUUUAGUCAAUACUUUGAUCCAUAAACCUGUGGCUCUUUCUCUCGAUUUGCCCCGGGACCUGCUGUACUGGGCCGACCAGGGACUGAGGAGAAUCUCCAGAGUGAAUCUAGAAGGUCAUUAUCGGAAAACUGUGGUGGAAUCAAACGGGUUCCUGGACCGGCCUUUUGGACUCGCCCUGUUUGAGAGGUUUGUUUAUUGGAGCGAUGAAGCGAGUGGCUCCAUCUGCAGAGCAAACAAACACCACGGGCGGCACUUUGAGGUUCUGCUUAAAGACAUUACAUCACCGGGCUCUGUGGUCAUCGCUCACUCUGCGCUGCAGCCCAACCGGAACUCGGGUCUGACCACAUGUGCGGUGGACGCUCUCACUCUGAACAUCAGUUGCUCUGAGAACGGAUUUCCGCCCGUUUCCCGCACACUUCCUGCUUCGUCGUUAUCAGAUUCAACAUUUGCUGCUCUCCUCGCUCUCACAAUGGUUCUUAUCGUGCUCCUGCUGGGCCUGUGUCUGUGGUGGUGCAGAGAGGAGCUCCGGCCGCUUACCUCCAAUGACCACAGCCUCACGCUAAAAGAAUCCAGAGACCCACUGCUCAGGGACGCUAACAUCGACCUCAACUUAUGCCCCACUAAAGAAACUCCGGUCAGGCUCCACCUAGAGGCGGACUGGAGGAGCAGCACAGACGGCCAGACCAUCUCACCCACUCCACCCUCACUGCUCCUGCUGGCUGCUCCUCUUUAA
This is a messenger RNA of Knipowitschia caucasica, 1953 nucleotides long. The record is from the annotation of a GenBank genome assembly. Lineage: Eukaryota; Metazoa; Chordata; Actinopteri; Gobiiformes; Gobiidae.